UGUAAAAGAAAAUGUAUGUUUUGUUGACAUUUUUACAACGUUACACUGUUGGCUAGAAUGUAUCGAUAUAUUUUCGAUGUUUGAUGGAAGUUUUGUGACACAUCCCUCUCGAGAUUUCUGAUGUCAUUCGGGAUUUGGGAGUAAAAUGGCGGUUGUGACGGUCCAAGCACUCUAUGAUUUCUCUGGAGAACCAGGCACAGCUGAACUUUCAAUUAAAAGUGGAGAUGUCCUCACUGUUACUCGGAAAGAUGUUGGUGAAGGGUGGUGGGAGGGUAAAACCCCUUCAGGACAGACAGGACUCUUUCCUGCAGCCUAUGUUCAAGAAAUAGCCGCUAGUCAGCCUCCAGCAAUGCCGCCUCCUCCAUUACCUGAUACAUAUAAUAAUGAUGACUGGGGAGACAACCAAACGUCAGCUAACUAUGCAAAUACUCCUCAGAACUAUGAUGCAGGUGAUGACUGGGAUGAUGAGUGGGAUGAUGAUUCUGAAAGUGGUAGUAGACCAGCAAUUGGGCAUCAAGGGGUUGCUGGUCCCAUUUCACAGGUGUCUAAGUCUGGCAGUGCUGGGGAUGUAAGCUCAAUUGGCCGUUACAAUGAGGGCAAAGGAACAGUGGGAAAGAAAAAUUUUAACCGGUUUUCGUCUUUUGUGAAAUCUGGUGGUGAGAGUUACAUCUUGGGUACUUUGCAAGUUGCUGUUCCUGAUGGUUGUAAAGUAUGGGUUGUUGAUGGACAUGAAGGGCCAAUAUGGAGUCCUAAUCCAGAACCCUAUUCAUGUGUUGUUGCUCAACCAAAAAAGGAAACCAAGCUGAAGGGACUCAAAAGUUUUAUUGCUUAUCAAUUAACUCCAUCUUUCAACAACAUUCAAGUCUCAAGGCGGUACAAGCACUUUGAUUGGCUGCAUGAGAGAUUGGAGGAAAAGUUUAGCCUCAUACCCAUUCCACCCCUACCCGAUAAACAAAUUUCUGGCCGGUAUGAAGAACAGUUCAUAGAACACCGCAAAAACCAGUUGCAAUUGUUUGUUGAUAGUGUUUGUCGCCAUCCAGUUUUGUCAAGGUGUGAAGUAUGGCAGCACUUUUUAACCUGCACAGAUAAAAAUCGCUGGAAACAAGGCAAGCGGAGAGCUGAAAACGAUAAGCUUGUAGGGGCAAAUUACUUUUUUGCUCUUCAAGCCCCAGAAGCUCCAAUUACACUUUACACAUUAGAAUUAGAGACGGACAACUGUGCAAAAUUUGUCCAAGGGAUGGAUGGAGCUGUUAAAAAUUUAUUGGCUACUGCUUAUGAUCAAAGCAAAAAACACCAGGGACCAUAUAAAAGAGAAUAUCAGCGCAUUGGACAGGCAUUCACCAGUCUGGGACAGUCAUUUGAGGAACCUGCAUCAAGUCCAAGGGCUAAUCUAAGUGUAGCCAUCAAAAUGACAGGAGAGGCUUAUAAUGAGAUAGGAAGACUAUUUGAAGAACAACCAAAAUUAGAUUGGGAACCCCUUGGUGAUGUGUUGCAUCUCUACAGAGGUAUCAUCGCCUCUUUCCCUGAUAUUCUUACUGUUCAUAAGGGUGCUCUUCAAAAGAGAAGAGAAUGUGAGAAGCUAACAGCAGAUCAUAAGAUGGAACAAACUCAAUUGACGGAGGUCACAAGGCGCACUGAUGUUGUGUCAUACGCUCUGCUUUCUGAAAUAAACCAUUUCCACAGUGAAAGGGCAGAAGAUUUCAAGCAAGGCAUGAAGAAGUAUUUGAAUGAGCAAAUCCUAUUUUAUGAGAAGAUUGUACUAAAACUAAAGGAAGCAGUUGCAGUGUAUGAGGACUGAUUUGAAAGUACAGAAUGUAUUUUUACAACGAAUUUCUAGAAAUGGAAGGUAAUUCUAAUCAAAAUGUUGUCUGUUUAAAGAAAACCAAUUAUUUUUUACCUCAUUGAGAACUAGUUGCUAGUUUGUUUUGUGCAAUGUUUGAAAAGGUUUUAUCAGAAUCUUAGCGUUUGAUGAAAUAGUCAUGUUUAAAGAAUCUUAUAUUUUUCACUAUUUGGUGCCAUUCUUUAUCACCACUUCAUUCCCAUUAGAGUAUCUGAAAGGUUUGCAAUGGAGUGAAUUCUCAUAUUGUUUUUGCUGGAUACUGCAAUGAAAUGCUGAUAGUUUUAGUUACAAACCUGUGAACAAAUGAAAUGAGGGUAUUAUUGUUAUACAUUCCACGAAAUUUUGGUAUCAAAUUCUGAUUUAAUAUGCUAUUGAGGUAGUUGUAAACGAAGAAUGAUGAAAUGAACUUAUAUCUGUAUGUACCAAUCCUAAUAGUAUAAAAAGUUGAUUAAGUCCACCAAGGUUACCAUCUUUUAUGUCUAUGUUGCAUGUUUUCAAUUUUGCUUUGCUUUCUCAAAUUAUGCAUGAAUCAGUUUAUGCAUCUGCAUAUACUUACGUGUUUGACUUUCUUCACCUCACUAUCAUUCUUUUAUAUUUUAGUCAAUCGUACAGUAUAAUUGAUGUACCUAUGUAUUCUGUUAGCACAGUUACUUCUCAUGAUUUUGUAUUUCCAUUCCUGAGACUUACCAACUGAUAUUUUUAAAUCUAUGGAUUUAUUACAGUCAAACCCUGUUAUAGCGUUUCUGGAUAUAGCGUUUACCCUCUUAUUACGUCGCGAUUUUCUAGAACCAAAAUCCAAUAUUCCAUGCAAACUAACUCGUUUAUACCGUUUUCCCGCUUAUAACGUCGCGAUUUUGCUUCCCCGAGGUGCAACGCUAUAACGGGAUUUGACUGUAAUUGUAAGCUUAGGCAGUGAUCAACAUACUUCAAGUAUUUUGUUUUACAUAAAGUAUUUUACAUAUGAAUUCCAAAAAUUUUUCUCCUUUUAAACUGUGAGACUUGAUGUUGUGUUUCAUUAGAAGAAAAAUGUAAUGUGAACACUUCUGUACUCUUUUCUCAUUACUGUAUUUGAUGUGCUAUGUAUAUUUUUUGAUUUUGAAGGUAAGAAAAUGGUGCUAUUUUUUUUUUUAAACCAACAAACUUAGCACUUUACUAUCAAGUGCUUUGUAUUUAAAAGGGAUCCAUCAUGAGUCUUGUAUUACCCUUUAAUUUUAUAUGAUUUAUUACUAUUUACUAUUGCUUCUGUGUUCAUAAUUUGAUAUAGUUUGAACUUAAGAUGCUUUAUUAUUGGACCAAAUGUCAACUGUAUCUAGGGUAUAAUUUUCAAUGAAAUUUUGUGAACCUACCUGAUUUUGUUUUACUUUGUUCGUAAAAGGUUUCUGAGUUGGUUAAACGUAGGGUGGGUAGUCAGGAUGAGGAUACAGAAAUUUGGGAAUUACACGUUAUGUUAUGUGGUACGACACUACAGACUCUUGGGAAUUGAGUCGUAAGUGCAGUGUUUGGGCUAUGUUGUAUGCUGUUUCUACAUGAACCGUACUGUUUUGCUUUAAAAACAUACUUGUCUCGGUGCGUCAUGUUUGUGAUAAUACCUAAAUCUCUUUACCAAACAAUAUGUUUGCUGGUUGCAAACAUAAUUUUGUAGGCUGUUAAUACCUACUUAUCAAAGUUAAAUUUCUUGAGACUGAGAAUAAGACCUCAACUUUAGGACCAAGAAUAGCAAUAGACUGUGAGUCACUGUAUUUAAUAGUUAUCUUAGCCUCACUGAAGUAGUGUACUUUUUGCUGUGUUCAAUUCCAUUAGUGUCUUUCUGAAAAUAAUUCACUCUUUGGUAUCAUCCUAAACAUUUUGCUUUCAACUAGUCCCUGGCUUCUCUGUCAAAACUCAAUAUUUGAAUUCUGCAAAUGAGUGUUAUUCUUAUGUCCCUCAUUGGAGUCUUUUGUCUGUUUCAUCAAUGCUUCUUUAUUAAUAUCACUCACCAUUAAGUAUUGCAAGUGCUUAUUUCAUCGUUUAAGGUAUGCAUGACGUCUUGCAAAUCUUUGCUCAUUAGGAAACAGCAUGUCCCGAAUAAGUUGAGAUUAAACAACUGUUCUAACCGAAGUGCUGUGAACAUUUUGUCAGAUACGUGUGUAAAUAUAAUAAUGAACUGUA
Molecule: messenger RNA, 3988 nt
Organism: Frankliniella occidentalis (western flower thrips)
Lineage: Eukaryota; Metazoa; Arthropoda; Insecta; Thysanoptera; Thripidae
Gene: SH3PX1
Product: sorting nexin lst-4
Exons: 11
Coding region: 146-1798 (550 amino acids)
Biological process (GO): plasma membrane tubulation; mitotic cell cycle; protein transport
Cellular component (GO): cytoplasmic vesicle; plasma membrane
Molecular function (GO): phosphatidylinositol binding; protein binding
Source: RefSeq, a predicted model, not a curated record